This is a messenger RNA of Prunus armeniaca (apricot), 921 nucleotides long. The record is from the annotation of a GenBank genome assembly. NCBI's taxonomy places the organism in Eukaryota, Viridiplantae, Streptophyta, Magnoliopsida, Rosales, Rosaceae.
AUGUUGGGCCUUCGGUAUGCUCUGGGCCUCGGUAGGGCGUUCGAUCUGCAAGAUAACAAAUGCUCGGUAAGACCUAGGGCACCAGUGUGGUACUGGCCGAAGGCCCUCCGAUGCUUAAGUAAGUACGGAUUUAGUAAGAUUGAACUACAGAUCAAUAGGCAGUAUGCCAAUUUCGAUGUGGGACUGUGGACUCCAAUUGUGGGACUGCCACAUGUCCCUAGAGGUGAAGUUGCCCUAAUCGUGCGAUCGGUAGGAACGGUACCGAAGCUAGGUGCCGAAGGCUUCCAUAGCUCCAGUUUGGUCCACGUGUUCGAUGCUUACUGGCUCUUCAUUUUGAACACCAUGGUCCAAAAUGACAUGUUGGCCUAUCAUUCAGAUCAUAGCAUUGAGCGCACUGAUGUUGUAGCCCUCGCAGAUCAGCUGCCGAAAUGUAGUAUCUCAUCGGCUGACCGAGAAUUGGAUCUGAGGCUAUUGCUGGUGAAAUUCUCAGAGCUCAUCAAUGUUUUGUACAACAUUUUGAUGGCCUACUCAAGUGCUGCGGAAAUCUACCAAUUCAAGCGCCACCUUCUCACUUUAAAUUUGAGCAGCCACCCUUCCAUGAAUCCUUCCAUUGAACUGAAAACAUGCAUUAAAGUGCAACAUGAGUUGGCUAUUGAACAACAACCAGCAAAUGUUGUUGUGAACUCGAACGAAGGAGAAGUGGAGGAAAAACAUCCUACACAUGAUGUUGAACACCUUGUGGAGGAAGAAAAAUAUCAUUUCAUGGCUAUUCAAGAAAUUGUGGAGGAAGAAGAGCAACGUGUGCUGACAUUUGAAGAACAGGUGGAGGAAGAACAUCCAACACAUGAUGUUGAACACCUUGUGGAGGAAGAAGAACAUCAUAUCAAGGCUGUUCAAGAAAUUACAGAGGAGGGAGUGUAA